CCGGGUCGAGAUUCGCGAGGUUUGUCCAUAUUCAGUUGCCUUACUAUUCUACGUUUCCGUCUGUGUUCAAAAUGGCGGCGGCCGAGGUAGACGGCGACCUUGUGGACUGCGAUUUACCCAGAGCUACACAACUACUGAACAGUCUCACAGAGCAGGUUGCGUCAGUGACGAGCCAUGUACAAGGUUUGAUAAAGAGAGUUGAAGAUGGAUCAUACCACACCUGCAAGGGUCUGUCAUUUCUGGACCUACGCUAUCAGUUGCUGCUGUUUUACAUUCAAGACAUCACACACCUGAUCAGCAUCAAGUCAGAGGGCAGGAGCUUGAAAGAAAAUGGUGCCCUCUACAGGCUGGUCACUGUCAGAACAAUCCUGGAGAAGAUGCGUCCUCUGGAUCAGAAGUUGAGGUACCAGAUUGACAAGCUGGUACGCACAGCACUGACUGGGAGUUUAGCUGAAAAUGAUCCACUGCAGUUCCAUCCCAACCCUGAUAAUCUUGUCAGCAAGCUCAGUGAAUCCGAGGACUCAGAGGAUGAAGGAGAAAAUACAGCAAAUGUUUCUGGGAAAAAUGAAUCCUCAGGUGCUACCAGAAAGUAUGUACCACCUAGGAUUGCACCAAUGCAUUAUGAGGGAGACAUGACUGAGGCGGACCGGCAGAAGGACAGGGCAGACAAGCUGAGACGUGCCGCGCUGCGCAGCUCUCUGAUCCAGGAGCUCCGGCAGCAGUACAGCGACGCGCCCGAGGAGAUCCGAGACCGGAGGGACUUCCAGACGGAGCGCGAGAGUCGCGAGGAGCUGCACAGGAAGGAAUAUGAGGAGUCCAUGAUGGUGCGUCUGGCCGUGCCUCGCCGAGAGAAAAGUAAGCGGAAGCGAGGCAUGCUGGGAAUGUCAUCUCAGUUGAGCAGCAUCACACGAUUUGGUGACAUCACAGCCCUGACUGGAGGAGAAGGACAGGAUGUUGAUAACCCUCAGCCUAAGAAAAAGAAGAAGAAACUAAUGAAGAAGAAAACAAAAAAGAGAGCUUUCAAGAAGCAUCGGUAGAGGACAGAGCACAAGGGUCUUAAGAUGGCAGAGGGUUGUUCCCCAAAACGACUCAAUGCAUCAAAUCCAGUCUGUUUGCAAUGUAUCACACAUGGCUUCCCAUUAAAUUUCUUUAACUUUUAAA
Molecule: messenger RNA, 1161 nt
Organism: Anguilla rostrata (American eel)
Lineage: Eukaryota; Metazoa; Chordata; Actinopteri; Anguilliformes; Anguillidae
Gene: ngdn
Product: neuroguidin, EIF4E binding protein
Exons: 11
Coding region: 72-1037 (321 amino acids)
Biological process (GO): maturation of SSU-rRNA from tricistronic rRNA transcript (SSU-rRNA, 5.8S rRNA, LSU-rRNA)
Cellular component (GO): nucleolus; small-subunit processome
Source: RefSeq, a predicted model, not a curated record